Messenger RNA from Fusarium keratoplasticum, 1806 nucleotides. Its product is annotated as FAD-binding-3 domain-containing protein. Lineage: Eukaryota; Fungi; Ascomycota; Sordariomycetes; Hypocreales; Nectriaceae. The coding region runs from base 1 to 1806 and encodes 601 amino acids. The record is from RefSeq and is a predicted model, not a curated record. The transcript has 4 exons. Gene Ontology annotation, molecular function: FAD binding.
AUGAGCUUCCAAAUCGAAACGGACAUUCUCAUAGUCGGUGCCGGACCGGCGGGAGCUUCCCUUGCAGCCUUUUUAGGCCAGAAUGGCCUGAAUGGACUUGUCAUAUCCAAGGCCUCUUCCACGGCGUAUACUCCUAGAGCCCACGGGUUCAAUCCUUUCGCUGCCGAGUGUCUCCGCGAUAUCGGUCUUGAGGAGGAGGUGCUACGCCUCGCUAUACGUGGGCCCCUUUAUCUUUCUAUGCGCUUUGCUCGAAGCUUCAUUGGGCAGGAAUAUGGAAGAAUCAUGGCGUGGGAGGAACAUCCAACAGUCUCGCGCCACCAGGGUAAACGAAAGGAAGUGACGCCGUGUGAAUACGUUGACUUCACGCAGCGUCACCUUGAGCCGCUACUACUACGCUUUGCUUCUCAUCAUGGUUUCGUUAUACGAUUUUCAACCGAGAUAAUCGGUGUUGAGACUGCCAAGGACGACUCUGGCAGGCCGUGGUCUAUUUGUACUAUCCAGGACCAUGUCACGAAGCAAUCGUUCCGAGUUCGCACCAAGUACCUUUUUGCAGCAGAUGGCGCACGUAGUUGGACGGCGCGCGCAUUCGACUUCAGGUUCUCAACAAAGCCUGGAGGGCCGAAAGCUUGCAACGUGUUGCUCCGUGCGGACCUUACCCGUCUCUUGCCUAAGGAGCGACACACUGGAUUACACUGGAUCAUCAAGCCUGAUCGAACUAUAUUUCCCGGUGUCGUUGCACAUCUGCGAGCUGUUUGGCCUUGGAAUGAAUGGGUUAUGGUGGCUUUUGGCCCAGGGGGAUCCAACCCAUUCGACGGGCUAACGCGUGAGAGCCCUGGGCUUGUUGCCUUUGUGCGAGACCUCAUCGGUGAUAGUUCCAUUUCCGUCGAAAUCCUCCAGCUCGAUCCUUGGACGGUCCGUGAAAGCGUCGCUGAAACAUACUCGAUAGCCGACCGCAGUGUUUUUAUCCUCGGUGAUGCGGCACACCGACAUCCACCCACAUUUGGACUGGGGAGCAACACAUGCAUCCAGGAUGCCUACAACCUCGGGUGGAAAGUAGCGUACGUUUUGAAAGGUCUGGCCGGUCCCGGUCUUCUGGACUCGUACCGCCGGGAACGACAGCCGGUAGGCGCUGCCAUUGUCCGCGAGUCUAACAACCAGAUUCGAAAGAAUGGUGAUCUCUUCGGUGUCCUUGGGAUGGCCGUACCACCUGAGGAGGGCAUCAAGCAGCUUGCAGAGUUGUCGCAGUCGACUACCACUGGCGCAGACCGGCGAGCAAGACUGCAUGAGGCUUUAGAGGCAAAGACACAGGAGCUUGAGAGCCUUGGGUUGGCCUACAAUCAAUGGUAUACCUCUGAAGCUGUGUACCUUGACGAUGAGUGCGAGCCUCGACCUGCUUUGAAGGAUGACCCAAUUGUCACGGUGCAGAUCAGCUCGUACCCUGGUAGUCGAUUGCCCCAUGCAUGGAUUGAUGUGCCCGCCCGUACAAAGAUGAUAUCGACUUUGGACAUCGCCGGAAAGGGGUCCUUCUGUUUGUUGGUAGGUACAGAGAGCGAAUGCUGGAGAACUGCUGCCAAAAACAUCCAGGAAUCCACUGGCAUCCCUAUUCAUGUCUAUGGAAUUGGGCAUGGGCAGGAAUACAUCGACGUGUACCGCGACUGGCACAAGAAACGAGGAGUUGGCGACGACGGUUGCGUUUUGGUUCGACCUGAUAGAUUCAUUGCCUGGAGGUCUGUUGGUAAGGCCCAAGACUGCCAACAGACAUUGACGGCUGUCCUCGACAAGAUCCUAUCUAGACAUGAGCUGUAA